Molecule: messenger RNA, 476 nt
Organism: Rubroshorea leprosula
Lineage: Eukaryota; Viridiplantae; Streptophyta; Magnoliopsida; Malvales; Dipterocarpaceae
Source: the annotation of a GenBank genome assembly
CAACCACAACUUCUUACUAAUUAAACCCUCAAAUCAAAUGGCUGCCACCAAUAGUCAAACAGUCCUCGCUUUCACUCUAACAAUGUUUUUGCUCAUGUUCAUAUCUGGAAGUGUUCUGGUAAUCCGAAUUGAUGCUGAUCCACAACCAUUAUCACCAAAUUCUGCAGCUUCAAGAAUGCCGCCGAGAUUUGACAUGGAGCGACUAGAUUUCCCGAAGCACAAAAUUGCUACGCGUAUUCUUAUGAAGGGAAGCGUACCCUCUUCUAGUCCCAGCCACAAGGGCCACUCUGCUCCCAAUUUCAGAACCAGGCAUCUCUUGAUCAGAAGAAAAGAAACAAGUUCCUCCGAACCAGUUUCUGUCUCGAGCACCAGAUAGUUGCCCAAUUGAUGAUGAUAUUCUUGUUCCAUAAUUUCUAAGGUUCUUACAUGCAUAUCUGCUCUGGAUUUCUGCAAUCAAAUAUAGAACCUUGUAUGGU